AUGAGUGAUAAUCCAGAUACACACGAUUUAAAUUCAGAUGUAUUAAGACUUUAUAGUUCAACAGGACAUGAAUUUGUCUUAUCAAGAAAAAUGUCAUAUGUUUCUGGUACAAUUAAAUCAAUGUUAAGUGGUGAUAAUUCAAACUUUAUGGAGGAUCAAAACAAUGAAAUUCGUUUUAGAGAAAUUUCAACACCAGUUUUAGAAAAAGUUAUUCAAUAUUUCUACUUUAAAAAUAAAUAUACAAACAGUACUACAGAUUUACCAGAAUUCCCAAUCAAUGAAAAAGUUGUUGUAGAUUUAUUAUUAGCUGCCCAUUUCUUAGAUACUUAA
This is a messenger RNA of Dictyostelium discoideum AX4, 330 nucleotides long. RefSeq lists its product as hypothetical. Bases 1 to 330 code for a protein of 109 amino acids. Lineage: Eukaryota; Evosea; Eumycetozoa; Dictyosteliales; Dictyosteliaceae. The record is from RefSeq and is a predicted model, not a curated record. The transcript has 2 exons.